CUCAGUCUCGAUCCGCGAUCUGCCGAGUGAUCCACGCGAUCGACGACCGCACGUAAGACUUUCGCUUAGGCUCGAUCGUUUCGUCGAGCGUCCAACCUCUAAAAGUCUCCCGCUAUGAAUUGUAUCGGUGAAGUUUUGAGGGCAGAAACACAUCGUUGAUCCGCGAGGAAUUUAUUUUCUUCUGUUUUUUCAGUCGAAAUCUAGACCAAGCAAGAUCAAACGAUCCCGCGUUGGACGAAGGAGGCAAUCGCGAGCGACCGUUGAAACUGAUAAAACUGACUAUACUACGUAUUGGAAGCAGCGCGACUAUAAUUAAAGAUGCGAGAGGGAUAAACGACGAUCGACCGAUAAACGCGUUCGCCGAUAAACCGCGCGAAUUAUUCGCGCGCGACUAUUAAAUCCAUUGCGGAUGCAAUAAACCGGAUCCGUCUUGUGAAAGCACCCGUCUUGUGACACCAAAAUGAACGUGCGUACGUCCGAGAUACGAGAUAUACCAAUAGAGUAUACCAAAUGUAAUAAAACGUCGAGAAGUUUUUUUAAAGAAUGAUGGAGUAAUAUGUGACGUGCGACGAGAAGAAGGUUCUUCACCUAAAAAAAUACUUGACUCAAUCAACAAUUUUCGAUUGGAAAAUACAGCUUUAUUUUUUCAACGAUUUCUUCCAUUCCAGUUCCAACGAGUUCAAAGACAUUUAAGCGUUACGGGCUACUAAAAAACAGUCUGUCUGUAGUGUCUGCGUACUCCGUGAACGUCGAGUGUGGGUCGAAGACUCGAUUACGACGAGACGUAUCUUCUUCAAAUGGAGAUAGAAGAAAGAGACGGAGAGAACAGAUAGAAAGGGAGCGAGAGAGUGUCGUAUCAGCGAGUGGGGAUUUCUGAUAAAGACAGACCAACUGAGAGAAAAGGCAGAGAGACUGGGAGGAAAAAAUACAAAAAAAAAGAAGGGAAAAAGAGAGGGAGAGAGUGCGCGUGAUAUGUGAAAAGAAGAGAGAGAGAGAGAGAGACUGACUGAUCGCUAAUGAUAGAUGUUUUAUCUGCCGGACGAGUGGGCCCGGACUGAACACGGGCCCUCUCUCAUCGAAAGAGUGGCAAGUUUCCGUAGUUUGAUUCUUCAUUCGACGAGUGACGGGUGCAGUCGAUCCGCGUUCCUCCUCUGGUCGUCCGGAGGACGACAAUCGACACGACUUCGCUGAUUACAGCACGCACCAGUCGCCGCGCCUCCUUUCUCGUCCGCCGCCUCUAUCCGCGUUUCUCUGCCUCGGACGAGCCGCGAUCUCAUCUUUCUCUUUUUUUUUUCCCUCUUGGCACUUGGCAGUCGCCUGCGAUUCGACAAAACGAGGAAUCUCGUCCCAGGAAGACCGAUACAGUGGUGACGUUGCGCGAUCGGCAGCCGCGACCAACUACGUGCUGGCUGGACUCGCGAACGCUCCACUUCGGAAUCGAUCAUGGAUGACGAGAAGCUUAAACUGUUCAAGGAUAAGGCGAUUUAUGGCUAUGGAACAAGUAUUCCCCCGAAUAACAACGAGGAUGAAGAAAACGAGAUGUCACCUCGGAAGGUCAUCUUCUGCGUCCAUGGAAAAUUAUCAGGUUGUUGUACGGUGGUGAAAGGUUCUAGCGACGAAAAUACAACCACAGAGUACCAACAAAAUCUGACAAUGCCUCUUGAAGAUCAUUGUCACAGAGAGAGAAAUGAAGAAAUCGACAAGAAAGCUCGAAAGAAGUUGCUGAUUGCCAGUGUACUCUGCGUUAUUUUCAUGAUAGCAGAAAUCGUCGGCGGAGUAUUAUCGAAUAGUUUGGCGAUAGCAACUGAUGCCGCGCAUUUAUUGACUGACUUUGCGUCUUUUAUGAUAUCUCUUUUUUCCAUUUGGGUCGCUAGCAGACCAGCCACUAGAAAAAUGCCAUUUGGUUGGUAUCGAGCAGAAGUCAUCGGAGCGUUGACUUCAGUUUUGUUAAUAUGGGUAGUUACCGGCAUCUUAUUCUACCUUGCGAUAGAAAGAAUCGUUCACAAGGACUUUGAGCUGGACGCCACGGUAAUGCUGAUCACGUCUGCAGUUGGUGUUGCGGUAAAUCUAGUAAUGGGCCUAUCGUUGCAUCAGCAUGGCCAUAGUCACGGUGGACACAGCCAUGGUGGACAUAGCCACGACAGGAAUAAUGACGUGGAAAAUGAGCUUGAUGAUGAUCUUAAAAAAGAGCAUUUAAAAAAGAACAUUAACGUGCGCGCCGCCUUCAUCCACGUUUUGGGUGAUUUUAUUCAGAGCAUAGGAGUAUUCAUUGCUGCUUUAGUCAUUUAUUUUAAGCCAAGUUGGAACAUAGUGGAUCCAAUAUGUACAUUUCUCUUCUCCAUAUUAGUCAUCCUCACUACGGUGGCGAUUAUUAAAGACGUAGUUAACGUCUUAAUGGAAGGAAUACCCAAGGGUUUCGAGUAUUCUCAAGUUGAGAACACUUUUAUGCAAAUAGAUGGAGUCGUUAAGGUCCACAAUCUUAGAAUUUGGGCGCUCUCGCUCGACAAGACCGCUCUAUCGGCACAUCUAGCUAUAAAACCUGGGACGAGCCCUCAGAAUAUUUUGCGCACCGCCACACGGAAUAUUCACGACAAAUACAAAUUCUUCGAAAUGACGUUGCAGAUAGAGGAGUUCAACGAGCGAAUGGAAAAUUGCAAGCAAUGCAAAGCGCUGUCACAAUAAGUUACUGCAAUUGUACUUAUAUACGUGUCUUAGUCACGAUAUAAGGAAUAUAAUGUGCAACGAAGAUACCCAGAUAAGAAAACAAACGUUUAAGCAAAAUCGCGCGAAUCUACGAUUGUUUAUGAUGCUGAUAACUUGCCUUACAUUUAUCUUUAAUGAUUUAAAAAAAAAAAAAAAUAUAUAUAUAUAUA
Messenger RNA from Solenopsis invicta (red fire ant), 2873 nucleotides. Its product is annotated as zinc transporter 2. The transcript is spliced from 8 exons. The coding region runs from base 1444 to 2682 and encodes 412 amino acids. Gene Ontology annotation, cellular component: plasma membrane. The record is from RefSeq and is a predicted model, not a curated record. Gene Ontology annotation, biological process: zinc ion transmembrane transport; response to zinc ion. Gene Ontology annotation, molecular function: zinc ion transmembrane transporter activity. Lineage: Eukaryota; Metazoa; Arthropoda; Insecta; Hymenoptera; Formicidae.